GAUCCUUGUCAGCCAGCAACCUCGAAGCUCGCUGGCAGAUGUAUCUCUACAGGCUUACAGAGAAACCGUUACACAACAGGGCUUCCCGUUCCUUUCGAUACUCCUUGAGCAAAAUGUUCCCGAGCUAUCGCAUACCAACGGCCACAAAGAUGAUACUUGGAAGCUCGAUGUGACCAAUUUGACACCUACUGAAACUGCUCACAGAUUGCAUGAAUAUCUGGGUAAGUUCAUAUUUGGAAUUGAUUCAAGCGAGAAUGAUGCUAAAUUGUGUCAAUCCAGAUGAUUUGGAGCCUAGAGCGGUACUAAGAAGUAAGACCUUUGCGGAUAUCACUGGCUUUAAACAUGAGUUCAUUCGCGACUUGCAUCAAGGGCAGUCAGGCCACGAGGUUAAUCUUCUUUGCUGGCUAGUCGGCCGCACGCGUGACCAUGGAACCAUGCUGUUCUUGCCCGUGGGCGAUAGCAGUGGAACCAUUCAAGUUGUUGUAGACAAAGCGAAGGUGCCCUCAUGGGCCGAACUGAAGACAUUGAAAACGGAGUCGAGUCUCAAGGUCUCGGGAACCCUUUCAUUAUCUCGUGGGAAGGCUGAGAUCCUCCUGGAGAAGGCUUCAAUCAUUUCUAAAGCCACCAAGCUGCUCCAUCCAGAGAUUCGUAAGUUGGACAAGGAUAUUCUAGCUAACGCCAAUACCGACAAGGUCCUUGCCAACCGGCAUCUCUAUCUCCGGAAUCCUCUGAUUUUGGCACUGAACGCAUACCGUUCACACUUCUUCACAGCCAUCCAUGAGUGGUUCAAGGACCAUCAAUUUGUGGAUAUCAGUGCACCCCUCAUUACACCGUCGAUUCUUUACGAGCCUAACUCCGCCAUUCACCUCACCAAUUUGAAGACAAAUAAAACUUUGUUCCUCUCUCAGUGCGCGGGCUUCUAUCUCGAGGCUGCUGCUCAUGCCCAUGAGCGUGUCUACAACCUUGGUCCGAGCUUUCGGAAUGAGAGUCGCACGAAUCGUCAUCUGAUGGAAUAUUGGCACAUCAAGGCAGAGAUUUGUUCCGGCAAGAUGGAUGAUAUUAUGGAUCUUGUUGAGAUAUUUUUGCGCGACAUCUCAGAAACGCUAUUACCGUUCACAGACAAACUCACGGCCAUGAUGGAGACCAAGCGACCUCGUAUCCAGAUCCCCUUCCCAAGAAUAUCCUAUAUAGAUGCUGUGGCUCUCUUAAACGAAAAGGGCUUUCCCCUUUCGUUCGGCCAGAAUAUCUCCAAACAAGCUGAGAACAUACUGUCAGAGCAUUUUGGCGGACCGCUAUGGAUUUCCCACAAGCCGCGGGAUCUGGAGCCGUUCCCGUAUUGCAUUUCUCCAGAAGAUGAACGGUUGUCUAUGACGGCGGACCUGAUCUCCUCGGGAGGCUUUGGUGAGAUCUGCGGCGUUGCAGAGAAAUCUUAUACUAGGGAAGAGCUUGAAACUCGGAUGAAAGAGAAGGGAAAGAUGGAACAGAUGGACAUCUAUUCGUGGGUUUUGGAAUCUCGCGAUUUUGGUAUGGUGCCACAUACAGCCUUUGGAAUGGGCUUUGAGAGAGUCUUGCGGUGGUUCUGUGGCAUACCUCAUGUAAAGGAUGCGAUCCCGUUCCCUAGAAUAUUCGGACGUGAGCCUAUUCCUUGAG
Molecule: messenger RNA, 1650 nt
Organism: Trichoderma harzianum CBS 226.95
Lineage: Eukaryota; Fungi; Ascomycota; Sordariomycetes; Hypocreales; Hypocreaceae
Exons: 1
Coding region: 255-1649 (464 amino acids)
Biological process (GO): asparaginyl-tRNA aminoacylation
Molecular function (GO): aminoacyl-tRNA ligase activity; nucleic acid binding; ATP binding
Source: RefSeq, a predicted model, not a curated record